AACUGCUGCUGGAGUGAAUAUAAUAUACAGUUAAAAACUAGUGUGGACCGAAAAUAACCACCGUUACCCCCGAGAUCACACAAGCAUGGAGGGAUCCGACCAAAGUGCUCAGAGACAAGACUCCAUUCCAGAAGUGGGUGAGGAUGCUGUAACCACAGUGCAGUCUGAUUUUGACACGGCCCUCACUGAAGAGGAACAAGGGGAGUUGCGUAACGAAUUGGCAAAGGUAGAGGAGGAGAUCCAGACUCUAUCCCAAGUGUUAACAUCAAAAGAGAAGCAUUUGGCAGAGAUCAAGCGGAAGCUGGGUAUCACCCCGUUGAAUGAGCUCAAGCAGAACCUGAGCAAAAGCUGGCAGGAAGUCACAACGUCCACAGCGUAUAAGAGGACCUCAGAAACACUGAGCCAGGCCGGACAGAAAGCCACAGUGGCUUUCUCCAGUGUGGGCUCAGCCAUCAGCAGAAAGCUGGGGGAUGUCAGUAUACGCUCCAUACAGCAUUCUACUAGCAUGCCAGUCAUGAGGAAUACUCCUACCUUCAAGUCGUUUGAGGAGAAAGUGGAGAGUAUAAAGACCAAGAUGGGUCCCACUACACCAUCCAGCGAGCUUGAAACUGCAUCAGGCUCCACGCCUAAUGCAGAGCCAGGGGUUGAGCAGCCAGACGGAACCACUGUUCUGGAUCCAGAGCCACACUGAAAAACAGCAGCUGCACUCCACUUUUUCUUUUAUUGUCCUACCCUUUACUCCUCCCCUUUUACAAAAAAAUUAUCUAAUGAAUGUAAAUAACAUAUUUAUACACUCAGUUGCCAGUUUAUUGUGUUUACCUACAUUGAUCUGCACAUUUUGUAAACCACUGUACCCCGUCACUGGUUAAACGUGGAUACAGCAUAAAUACACCGAUCAGCCAUAACAUUAA
This is a messenger RNA of Trichomycterus rosablanca, 911 nucleotides long. RefSeq names its product tumor protein D52 (gene tpd52). Gene Ontology annotation, cellular component: cytoplasm. The record is from RefSeq and is a predicted model, not a curated record. Lineage: Eukaryota; Metazoa; Chordata; Actinopteri; Siluriformes; Trichomycteridae. The transcript has 7 exons. Gene Ontology annotation, biological process: B cell differentiation. Bases 86 to 691 code for a protein of 201 amino acids.